Chinchilla lanigera (long-tailed chinchilla) is the source of this 4333-nucleotide messenger RNA. It is a transcript of the gene Cln5, whose product is annotated as ceroid-lipofuscinosis, neuronal 5. Gene Ontology annotation, molecular function: hydrolase activity, acting on glycosyl bonds. Gene Ontology annotation, cellular component: lysosome; lysosomal membrane. Lineage: Eukaryota; Metazoa; Chordata; Mammalia; Rodentia; Chinchillidae. Gene Ontology annotation, biological process: lysosome organization. The record is from RefSeq and is a predicted model, not a curated record.
ACGCUUUUCCUUCCGUCCAGAACCAGAUCCUUAUUGUCAAGCUGAGUACACUUUCUGUCCCACUGGCUCGCCGAUCCCAGUUAUGAAGAAUGAUGAUGUCAUUGAAGUCUUUCGACUACAAGCUCCAGUAUGGGAAUUUAAAUACGGGGACCUGCUGGGACAUUUUAAAAUUAUGCAUGAUGCCAUUGGAUUCAGGAAUACCUUAACUGGCAAGAACUACACAAUGGAAUGGUAUGAACUUUUCCAACUUGGCAACUGUACGUUUCCCCAUCUCAGACCUGAAAUGAACGCCCCUUUCUGGUGUAAUCAAGGAGCUGCUUGCUUUUUUGAAGGAAUUGAUGAUGCCCACUGGAAGGAAAAUGGGACAUUAGUUCUAGUAGCAACCAUAUCAGGAGACACGUUUAACAAAAUGGCAAAGUGGGUGAAACAGGACAAUGAAACAGGAAUUUAUUAUGAGACAUGGACUGUCCAAGCCAGCCCAGGAAAAGGGGCGGAGACCUGGUUUGAAUCCUUUGACUGUUCAAAGUUUGUGUUACGGACAUAUGAGAAAUUAGCUGAACUUGGAGCAGAGUUCAACAAGAUAGAAACCAAGUAUACAAGGAUAGUUCUUUACAGUGGAGAACCUACUUAUUUGGGAAAUGAAACAUUUAUUUUUGGGCCAACGGGAAAUAAGACUCUUGCUUUAGCCAUAAAAAGAUUUUACUACCCUUUCAAACCACACUUGUCAACUAAAGAAUUUCUGUUGAGUCUCUUGCAAAUUUUUGAUUCAGUGAUUAUGCACAGACAGUUCUAUUUGUUUUAUAAUUUUGAGUAUUGGUUUUUACCUAUGAAGUUCCCUUUUGUUAAAAUAACAUAUGAAGAAAUCCCUUUACCUAACAGACACAAAACAUUCACUGAAUUAUAAAACCUUAAUUCUACUUACUGUUUUUUUUUCCUCUACCAGCAUCUGCUUUUUAGGGGGUGAUUUUACAUUUGUGGAUUUCUUAGCCUUUCUUCCUCAGGUAAAAUGCACAUUGGUAGAACUGUUAUUUAUUAAUAUCUCAAGAGUAUUAUUGGAAAGAAGCUGAAAUUCUGUUAUAUUGGCUAAAAUGAACAUGUUAAGUGAUCUUGAUUUCAAUUCCCAAGCCUGUUAAUAUGAAGAACGACAGUUCAUGUGCAGUAUUUAUGUUUCAUUGAUUCCAAUAGUGACAUUUUCAUGGUAGAAGCUAUUUUUUUCUAACAUGGUAGUUACACCUUUUCAUGCAAGCGCUUUUUGUUAGCUUAGACUUCAAUGCUUUUGUAACUUCUGAAAGCAGGACUAAAUACUCUGAUUGUGUUCUAUUCAUUUAACUUGAAAGACUUGUUUGGGCAACGUAGCUAGAUUUUGCUCCCAUAUGUGAUAAAGUGUUAAGAGCAAAAUUUCUGUCAUGUAGUUUAUAACUGGUUUUAUGAUUUAAGCAAUUUAACAUUGUUUUCUGAUCUCUAAAAUGGACUUGUCAGGACUGUCAUAAAGAUUGAUGUUACGUGUAUUUGGCAUAGUGAGGUCACAAUGGUGGCUAUAAUGAUUAAUCAGAGUGUCAUCUUUGAUCUUAACUAAUGUAGGUUACAUGCCAGCUGUCCUAGAUUUUGUAAUCACCUAGACUUUGAGCUGAUAGUGAAGUACUUCAGUUCUUCAACCAUGUGGGGCACGGAAUUAUCUAGCUGCAGAUACGUCUGGGUGGACAGGUACCUCUAACUCCUUCCAUUUUCUGUGGUACUCCCUUCUCCCAGUGCAGUGCAAGAGUGCACUUUGUUUGCAGAAACGAGAUUUCUAAGUCACUGUUUAUGUUAGAGGCACCAAACAAGCUUUCAAGAUCUUUUAAGUAUAUUGUGAUCAACUGAAUGCAUUUUUUUCUAUUCAUGAAAAAUACACCAGUAAGAUAGAGAUCAGAGGAAACAAUCUGUUUCAUAUGUAAAUGGACCAAUUAUGUUCUUGUUUCAGCUAACAUUGGAGUGUUUCCUGAGAGGUUAGUACAUUAUUGAGCUCUCAUAGAAGCCUAAUCAUAUUAUUUACCUCAUCCAAAUGAGUAAAUUGGGGUCUAUAAAGGUUAAGUGACCUUUUCCAUGGUUACCUAUUAGUAAGCCAGAUAUUAAAUUCAGGUUCUGCUGAUGAAAUUAGAUACUGAAGUUUUUCAGUAUUAUUGAAAUGUGCAGUCCCUGGACCGGUGCCUGGCUACCAAAUGUUACUGGUCUGUGAAGUAAGUGAAGCUACCAGAGGAAACAUUUAGAAACUUUUAAAGCACCAUUGUUUCUGUUGAAUCAACAGAAAAAAACCUCUGAGAGCUUGUAUUUUGUAUGUCCUUGUUAUUUGUCUAGACAUUAUUUAUUGUUUAACUGUGGGCCUGAGUCUGCAAAUAAAAACUCCAGUCACCACAGCUUGAGUAGCACUGUACUGUUCUGCCUAGUCUUCCUCAAAAGCACAGGUGGAAUUUUCUUCCACUGCCUGCCACUUCCACAGCCCCCUACAGUGCCUAAACCAUUCCCAAUUAGGGUUGCCUAUUUAACCUGUUUUAGGAGUGUCACAAGAAACUGCAUUAUCACCAUCUAGUGGCUAAACUCAGGCAAUACCAGUUCUACCAGAUUCUUGAAACUGCACUGGCAAGUUAUUUUGGAUUUCCAGAUCUGCACUCAUGAUAAGCAAAUAUUCAGGUAGCAAGUUUGUGUCAAUUGCAAAUCUCAGAACUUGGUUCCACAGCAAAAAUAAAGCCAUUUGUACAUGGAACUUGAGUUUUAAAGCAGGAUUCUGUUAUAAAAACACUGAAGAUUUUUCAUUUGUUCCUAAGAAUAUAAACAAAUUGAAAAUAUUGUCAAAAAACUAUAUAGAUUCAGAUGGUAACAGCAGAGAAGGCAUAGUAUUCACAAAAAUAUUUAAUGUUUUAGAAUUUAUGAAACUGGUCAAGUGUAUUUACAAUAAACUUUCAAGCAGUGAUGAUUCAAGAUGGUAGUUGGAAAACCAAAACAAGCCUGGGCAGAAAUCUGCCAAUUAAAUUUUGCUACUCUUUGAGCUACUGUAUAACUUACAUGUGAUUUCUAUUAUAUUGCUGAAAUUAUAAAUAUAUAAAAUUUCUUCUAAGAGAAAAUUUUGAUUAUGACACAGAGUAAAUACAUCCUAAUUAAUGUGGCUCAAUAUCAGGUAAAUUUACCUAUAAAAUGUUAUCUAAAUAUUGCAGAUAGAAAAAAACAGUCAAAAGGUCAAAAUAAGUGUUUGGAACCCUCAAUCAGUACUGGCUCUGUGUUAAAAUUCAGAAAUAAAGUUACAAAUAUUAGCAAACUUUUAUUCAGCUUUAUAGUCUGCUCCAUUAGCACUUAGUGAAUAAUAAAUUCUUGGCAUGCUGUACAGAAAAUAAUGUUCUAAAACCUCCCAUAUUUUCCCGUUCAAAGGGGAAAGUAAGUGGAAAUUUUUGUUUCUACCAUCUUCCUUACAUUUACCCUUUAUCAUCAAGCAGUCUUGUACCCUUCAAAUUUAUCUUUUCUAAAUUUUCUCUCUCCUAUUUAAGAAUAUGUGCUUUUUUUGGACUGGAUAUUCUAAGGAUAAGCUCUUCAUUCACUCUCAGAGUAUACAAUUUUGUGUACUUUUAAAGAAAGUUAGGCACCAGCACAUAGGUGGGACUUGCCUGAAUGCUUAGUAACAUUAAAAUUAGCCCUACAGAUAAACUGGGGUUUUUAAUAAAUACGAAAAAUUCUUUUUAGACUGCAGUAAUUUUCAGUCAUGCCUGCGUUUUAUUUUAUGAGUGUUAAAGUAGCCUAAAUCACCCACAUAAAUUGUAGAUAUUUUCUGAAACACGUUGCCAGGAUAUGAAAAUUUCUGUAAUUUAAAGAGGUUAGCUGUAUUUAAGGAUUGUGACUGAGUACUGUAUUUCCAAAGUGCCAAAAAAAACCUAUUAUAAGUUAACUUUUCUGUUUUCAAAUUUUAAAAAAUUAGUAAAUUUAUAUUUUAUAUAAAUUUCAUAGGCAUCAGAGCAGAAUUCAAGAAUAGACUCCAAAUGCCUAACCCUGUAUCUUUCAAAAAAGCACCUACCAUAAACAGUAUUUAAUAUUAAAUAUUUUACAUCAAAUAAGGCUUUGAAACUAAAACCCUAAGUGUGUAAAUUUAAGUAGUAGUAUUUAAGUCAAAUAUGUAUGUGUGGGAAAAAAUUUUAAUACAACAGUAUUAGUAACUAUCUUUAUUCUCAAGUUGAUAAAAGCAUUUAACAUGUAUUUUACAGUAUAAACAAAUUAAGUGCUAUGCAUUUUGCUUAUAAAGUGACAAAGUAUUUCAAGCAUUAUAUAAUUUGUACAAAAAGUAAAUUUUCAAAUAAAGCUUUGGUUAGUAGAA